Messenger RNA from Peromyscus eremicus (cactus mouse), 1022 nucleotides. It is a transcript of the gene Bpgm, whose product is annotated as bisphosphoglycerate mutase. Gene Ontology annotation, molecular function: intramolecular phosphotransferase activity. Bases 228 to 1007 code for a protein of 259 amino acids. Gene Ontology annotation, biological process: glycolytic process. NCBI's taxonomy places the organism in Eukaryota, Metazoa, Chordata, Mammalia, Rodentia, Cricetidae. The transcript is spliced from 3 exons. The record is from RefSeq and is a predicted model, not a curated record.
CGUGGGUGAGUGACAGCUCUGUCCUCCAAUACACAGCGCCAUCGGUCCUGACUUCUCUGGCUUCUGGGCUAGAAAAGAGCGUUGGUGCGGGUGGUAGAGAUGAGUCCCUGCUGGCUCCCACAGCCCAGAGUCGCCGAGGAGCGGCCGCUGCUCCUGGUCUCUUUGCAGAUAUACUCCUGUUCUUGAGCAUCAUCCCACUGAGAACACCGGGGAGUUCAGCCACCAGCAUGUCUAAGCACAGACUUGUUAUACUGAGACAUGGGGAGGGCGAAUGGAAUAAGGAGAACCGAUUUUGUAGCUGGGUGGACCAGAAACUUAACAGCGAAGGACUGCAGGAAGCUCGGAACUGUGGGAGGCAGCUUAAAGCCCUGAACUUUGAGUUUGAUCUCGUCUUCACAUCCAUGCUGAACCGCUCCAUUCACACAGCCUGGCUGAUCCUGGAAGAGCUGGGGCAGGAGUGGGUUCCUGUGGAGAGCUCCUGGCGUCUCAAUGAGCGUCACUACGGAGCCUUGAUUGGUCUCAACAGGGAGAAAAUGGCUCUGAAUCAUGGUGAAGAGCAGGUGAGACUCUGGAGGAGAAGCUACAGCGUGACCCCGCCUCCCAUUGAGGAGUCUCAUCCUUACUUCCACGAGAUCUACAAUGACCGGAGGUAUACAGUGUGUGACGUGCCCCUGAGUCAGCUGCCACGUUCAGAAAGCUUGAAGGAUGUUCUGGAAAGGCUUCUUCCCUACUGGAAGGACAGGAUUGCUCCUGAAAUACUAAAGGGCAAAACUGUUCUGAUAUCUGCUCACGGGAACAGCAGUAGAGCCCUCCUGAAAUAUCUAGAAGGUAUCUCAGACGAUGACAUCAUCAACAUCACUCUUCCCACGGGGGUUCCCAUUCUGCUGGAGUUGGAUGAGAACCUGUGUGCUCUGGGGCCUCACCAGUUCCUGGGUGACCAGGAGGCCAUCCGGGCAGCCAUCAAGAAAGUGGAUGAUCAAGGCAAAGUGAAACAAGGCAAAAAAUAAAACUCGUCCCCAGUG